This is a messenger RNA of Nicotiana attenuata, 1124 nucleotides long. Its product is annotated as putative DNA glycosylase At3g47830. Bases 94 to 1002 code for a protein of 302 amino acids. Gene Ontology annotation, molecular function: catalytic activity. NCBI's taxonomy places the organism in Eukaryota, Viridiplantae, Streptophyta, Magnoliopsida, Solanales, Solanaceae. Gene Ontology annotation, biological process: base-excision repair. The transcript is spliced from 4 exons. The record is from RefSeq and is a predicted model, not a curated record.
AUGACAUUCCGCCAACACCAUCCCUUUGGGGUCGCUAAUUUCUGAAACUUGAUGUAGCACUGGGCCUUUUUCACAGGGUUCAUUACCGAAGAAAUGACCAAACUGACAAAGGCGCAAAAAAGCCGAAAGAGGAAAAAUUCCGAAGACCAAUGUUCCCCAUGUUCGUCUUCAAAAUCAUCGAAAACGGUUAAAGUCAGCACUGCUUCCUCCAAUGGCAGUGAGCCAUUCCCCAAUUUCCCUCGGCCCACGCCGGAGGAAUGCCGAACAGUGAGGGAUAAUCUCUUGGCCUUUCAUGGUUUCCCCAAAGAAUUCAUCAAGUACCGCAAGCAAAGAUCAGUCAAUCAUGAUAAUGGCAUUGGAGAUGAAAAUGAUGAUAUUAGUGUUACUGAGUCUUGUAAAGAGAGUGUGCUGGACGGUCUAAUAAGCACCAUUUUGUCACAGAACACCACUGAAGCUAACUCUCAGAAGGCUUUUGCUUCCCUCAAAUCCUCUUUUCCAACAUGGGAAUCUGUUCUAGCUGCUGAUGCAAAGCUUGUUGAAGAUGCCAUAAGAUGUGGAGGUUUAGCACCCACAAAAACUUCUUGUAUCAAGGGAAUAUUGAGUUCAUUGUUUCAGAAAAAAGGAAAUCUGUGCUUGGAGUACCUGAGAGAACUAUCUAUAGAGGAAAUAAAAAAGGAACUCUCUUGUUUCAGAGGGAUUGGCCCCAAAACGGUUGCAUGUGUCUUGAUGUUCCAUCUUCAGCGAGAUGAUUUUCCAGUGGACACACAUAUUUUUCAGAUUGCAAAGACUCUUCGUUGGGUACCCGCUGCAGCUGAUGUAAAAAAGACAUAUCUUCAUCUGAAUCGCCGAAUUCCUGAUGAACUAAAGUUUGACAUUAAUUGUCUCAUUUAUACCCAUGGUAAGGUCUGUAGAGAAUGCUCUAGAAAAGGUUCUGACAAACCCAAAAAGGAACACUGUGACAAACUUUGCCCAUUACUGUGCCAAAGUUCUAAUGCAAUAUGAAACCAAAUUAUGAACUCUAUGCAUCUAUUCGUGUACACGAGGUUUUUGCUUUCUUUUUUGUUCUCUUUCAUGAUCCCUGAACUCUAUGCAUCUAUUCGUGUACAUGAUGUUUUUACAUUCUU